UUUUAAACAACGUUAGCUUUCAUACAUAGCGAGAUGUGUAAAUCUGAGGGGAUGAGUGAAUUCUUUCAUAUGGGGAAGCCAUUUUUUGCUGUUGUUUUCAUACAGUUCGGGUUUGCAGGCAUGUGCAUUCUUUCUAAACUGGCAUUGAAUGAAGGAAUGAGCAAUUACGUAUUUGUUGUUUAUCGCCAUGCAGUCGCCACUCUUGUCAUGGCCCCUUUCGCGAUUCUUCUUGACAGGAAAACUAGGCCAAAAAUGACACGUCCGAUUUUCUUCAAGAUUAUGAUUCUUGCAUUACUAGAGCCAGUUAUUGAUCAAAAUCUUUAUUUUAUGGGUCUCAAAGCUACCACAGCCACUUUUGUAGCUGCAAUGUCGAAUGUUCUUCCUGCUAUAACUUUUGUCAUGGCAUGUAUUUUAAGAGUUGAGAAGCUAAACCUAAAGAGCAUCCGUAGUCAGGCCAAGGUAUUAGGGACAAUGACAACUGUUGCAGGUGCCAUGGUGAUGACACUUAUUAAAGGCCCGAUUUUAGAGCUUUUUUGGACAAAAGGAAGAACGUAUCAUGAAGUUGCAACCAGUGGGGUAGAUCUUCACAAUUCUCUCAAGGGUACUUUUAUGAUCACUCUUGGAUGCGUCAGUUGGUCUGGUUUCAUGAUUUUGCAAUCGAUCACCCUAAAGUCUUAUCCCUCUGAGAUAUCUCUAACUGCUUGGAUAUGCCUAAUGGGAACAAUUGAGGGAGGGAUAUUGGCAUUGAUAAUGGAGAGGGGAAAUCCCACAGCCUGGGCAAUAAAGUGGGACACCACACUAAUGGCAACUGUAUACACAGGAAUAGUGUGUUCGGGUCUAGCAUAUUACAUCCAAGGACUAGUAAUGAAAGUCAAAGGUCCUAUUUUUAUGACUGCAUUUUAUCCAUUGUGCAUGGUAAUUGUAGCUGUGAUGGGUUCCAUCAUUCUAGCUGAGCAAAUGUACCUAGGAAGGGUUAUCGGAGCCAUUGUCAUAGUUGCAGGGCUUUAUCUUGUUGUUUGGGGUCUUAGCAAGGACAACAAGCUUCCAUCUGUACCCAUUGACGAGAAAAUAAUAGCACUAGAAGAACAGAUGCCGGAUAAAGAAUGUGAAGAAAGUCUUUAUCAGAAGGUCAUAAUAACCGUCUAAUAAAUCUCAUGUUCUAAGCAUUCUCAUGUCUCUAAUAAGUGUGUGUCAUGCACGUGGAUACCACUGUUGUCAAUAUCUCAAAUGGAAAUUCCAUUGUUAUCCAUAUUACCACAUGUUUUAUUAAUGUUAUGGAGUCUGAAAAAAUCACUUAAUCAAAGUUUUACGUGGUGAUGUAGCGUUAUUAUCGUGACUACUAAAAUCUGAUCCAUUGAAUAGGCAUCGUAAUCUUUAUGUUUGUUGAAGGUACCCAUGGGUACGCUAUUCUAAUGUCGUGUGGUGAAAAAUCAAGAUUCUUGUAUUAUUCUUUCUGAAAAUAUAUAUAUGAA
Molecule: messenger RNA, 1472 nt
Organism: Lactuca sativa (garden lettuce)
Lineage: Eukaryota; Viridiplantae; Streptophyta; Magnoliopsida; Asterales; Asteraceae
Product: WAT1-related protein At2g37460
Cellular component (GO): membrane
Molecular function (GO): transmembrane transporter activity
Source: RefSeq, a predicted model, not a curated record